Nymphaea colorata (pocket water lily) is the source of this 3228-nucleotide messenger RNA. RefSeq names its product protein kinase STUNTED. NCBI's taxonomy places the organism in Eukaryota, Viridiplantae, Streptophyta, Magnoliopsida, Nymphaeales, Nymphaeaceae. The record is from RefSeq and is a predicted model, not a curated record. The transcript has 11 exons. Gene Ontology annotation, molecular function: protein kinase activity; ATP binding. Gene Ontology annotation, biological process: protein phosphorylation. The coding region runs from base 431 to 2818 and encodes 795 amino acids.
GAACAGGUACCAUAACCUCUCUCUCUCUCUCUCUCCACGCACAAUUUGAGGAUGGUGGUGCACCGUUUCUUUUGAUCGGUUUCUGCGUGAAAAAAGAGACCGGCAAAGUGCCAUCUCACUCUCUCUGUGUUGUUCUUCAUGUUGCAGAGUCUGUUUCUUGCGGUUCUGCAACUCCUCUCUCUGUCUCUCCCUCUCUGGUGAACUUGGUAACUUGUUUAAUCCACAUUGGUCGUCUGGGGAGAAAAAGCACCAACUCGCUUGCUAUCUGCAUCAGUUCUGUUUAAGUAGCAAUACUCUGGAGUUUCUACUUCUCUCUCUUGGUAUGAUCGCGACGAACAAUAUGUUGGUAGCUGGUAAGGGAAGGGGCGUGGGUUUGGUUUUUUCUGUGAGUGCUUAGAGGAAGGAAUUCUGCGGGUGACGGGGUGGAAGGAUGACGAAAAUGGGGAAUUUGGAGAAGAACGGAGUAGAUGGUGGUGCAGAGAAGACGGUUUUGGUCGGGGUGAAUCUGGAUUCUCAGAGCAAGGAAUUGCUCACUUGGGCGCUUGUCAAAGUUGCCCAGCCAGGAGAUCGAGUUAUUGCUCUUCAUGUCCUGAAAAACCCAGGGGAGGUUCACACAAGAGACAAAUCUUCUGUCGUUUGUCUGGUAAACACAUUCGACUCUGUUCUCUCGGUCUAUGAAGGCUUCUGCAAUUUGAAACAGGUGGAUCUUAAGGUUAAGAUCUCUCGUGGUCCUUCGGUUCGCAAAACUUUAGCGCAGGAGGCAAAGACUUUUGGCGCAUCAACAGUUAUAGUCGGUGCAUCCAAGAACAGCACCCUUGGGUCCUCUGUUUCAAUUGCUCGAUAUUGUGCUAGACAAUUACCAAAAAGCUGUUCAAUUUUGGCUGUCAGUAAUGGAAAAGUUAUGUUUCAAAGAGAAGCAUCGGCAUUAAAUCGUCAAGGUGUCCUAGAUGAAUCACGCAGAACUAAGAUAUUUGGUGUGCUACAGAGGACAUUAAGCAAGAGUUCCAAGGUUUUGAGUAAUAGUUCUGAUGAUGCGUCAACGAAUGAAGACAGCGGAACGUGCUCUGAGUCAGGAGAUUCACCUCAAUUUCGUACUCGGAUGUCCACUGGAACCAGAGAUUCACCCUCUGUGAAUAGUUACGAUGAAGGUGGCUUAGUCUUUACUGAUGCCUUCAAGUUGAAUACUCCAAAAGACACCUGCCAAGUUUGCAAAAUUGAAGCAGAGGGAAGAGGAAAGGACAAGGCUGUCAACAACAAGGAAAAAGCUGAUUCUUUAGGCCGGAAGCCUUGCAUAAGCAGCGACUGUCCAACUACCGAUGCUAAAAAGGAAUGGGCGCUCGUUCCAGUUCAAAAGCUAGGAGCUGCAUCAAAUCCUAUUCCUCUCCUGAUGAACGAGAUGUCGGAGUUAAAACCUGGUUGGCCCCUUCUAAGAAGAAAAUUUUUACCAAACAGAGGAGAUCCCAAUUCAACAAGCCAGAUUUCUGUUGUUCAAUGGGCUAUGCAGCUGCCAAGCAGGUAUUCUGCAGCAAUAACUUCAGAUUACAAAUCUAAGAAAAAGAAUACCUCUGCACCUGCCUUUGGUAAUGCUUGUAAUAGCAAUAGACGACGGGAAUUAGUUCCUACAGAUUGUAUAGAUGACAGGAAGCCUCAAAAGGAGUAUGAAAAUUUACCAAAGGAGCUGAAGACUCUUUAUCAUCGGCAUGCUUCUGCUUGUAGAUUGUUCAGCUAUGAAGUGCUUGCACGUGCUACAUCACAAUUCUCAUCAGACAAUUUGGUUGGUAAAGGAGGCAGCAGCCGUGUGUACAAGGGUUGUCUUUGUGAUGGCAGAGAAUUAGCUGUGAAAAUCUUGAAGUCCUCCAAUGAUGCUUGGAAAGAAUUCCUUCUGGAGAUUGAAAUGGCCACUACUCUCAAGCAUAAGAAUAUAAUAUCUUUGGUUGGCUUUUGUUUCACGAAAAGUAGUUUUCUGCUUGUCUAUGAUUUCCUAUCUAGAGGCAGCCUGGAAGAAAACCUUCACGGUUCAAAGGACAAACACUUCCUUUCUUGGGCGGAGAGGUACAAAGUCGCAGUUGGCGUGGCUCGCGCACUAGUUUAUCUUCAUAAUGCCAAUUCCCCUCCAGUGGUACAUAGGGAUGUUAAGUCAUCAAAUAUACUUCUCUCUGAUUCCUUUGAGGCUCAGUUGUCCGAUUUUGGUCUAGCCAAGUGGGUGCCUGUAUCUUCUCAUAUAACUUGCAAUGAUGUUGCUGGGACUUUUGGGUAUUUGGCACCCGAGUAUUUUAUGCAUGGAAAGGUAAAUGAUAAAAUUGAUGUAUACUCCUUUGGUGUUGUUCUUCUUGAGCUACUAUCAGGGAGGAAGCCAAUCAGUAAUGAAUCUCCAAAAGGCCGAGAAAGCUUGGUCAUGUGGGCCAUGCCACUUCUACAGAAGGGAGAAUUUGAUAAGGUCCUUGAUCCAACAUUAGGCAAAAACUACGAUGCUAGUCAGAUGACAAGGAUGAUGCUAGCUGCUUUGACAUGUCUGAGACGUGCACCACGUUUCAGGCCUCGGAUGGAUGUGGUUUUGAAGUUACUCCAAGGAGAUGAAGAUGUGGCAAAGUGGGCAAAAUUUCAAAUUUGCAUUGAUUCCGAGGAGCUAGAUGGCCUAGAAGAUGAAGCAUUCCCUGCGCCUAAUAUUCAAUCUUACCUCGACCUUGCAUUGCUUGAUGUAGAAGAGGACUCACUAUCUACGAGCAGUAUGCGGAAGAGCAUUGCCCAGAUCACAAAGGACAAGUGCCUGGAGGAUUACCUGCGAAGACGAGGAACUCUGGCUUCCAGUUUUGGUUGACUGCUCACCUCUCAGUUGCCUAUAUACCCAUAAGCUCUGUAUAGUCCUUUUUUUUUACUUCAAAAUUUUUUUCUUUUAUGAAAUAUAUACCUUAGCAUAUAUAUGGGCCUUGGAUGGGAGGUGGUUAGAAGGAUUGAUGCCCUCCUCCUUGCCUUGAUGAUAAGGAUGUCAACACCCAUCCUUUUGUUCUGUAGCCUUCCUGGAAAAUUGUGAAGGUCUUGCCACAUCUUAAGAGAAACCUCUUAAGAGUUUUUAUGUUAUUCUGUAAGCGCAACCUGUCUUUCCCUUGCUUUCACUACAGUGUAUGUAAAGUUUCCAUCAGACCACUAUUCAUAUACUGUAUGGAUCUCUCUCUGAGAGUUUUUUCUCCAAGUAUAAAUGCAACAUGAUGGCUUUGUCACCAGAAAUUA